AUGGAUACCUUAAGAGGGUCGUUAGUCGCGUACGGCAAGCUGAGGGCCCCCGGCGCCGCUGCUGCCGGGGCGGCGCACUGGGCUGCGGCGGCGCGCUGGUGGCGCUGCCGGACGCGCCGGCCUGCCGCUGAUGGCCACCGCCGCCGCGCUCAGCGGCGUGCAGGGCCUCACGCUCACCGCCGCCAUCGGAGGUACUGCACCACUUCUGCGUGCUACCCCACCGGGGACGGAGGAUAG
Molecule: messenger RNA, 237 nt
Organism: Parnassius apollo (apollo)
Lineage: Eukaryota; Metazoa; Arthropoda; Insecta; Lepidoptera; Papilionidae
Source: the annotation of a GenBank genome assembly